Messenger RNA from Staurois parvus, 297 nucleotides. NCBI's taxonomy places the organism in Eukaryota, Metazoa, Chordata, Amphibia, Anura, Ranidae. The record is from the annotation of a GenBank genome assembly.
CAGAAAGAACAGUAAAAAUGCAGGCAGGGCACAGGACAAAGCACUCGGGACAAAAUGUAUGUGAAAUGUGAAUGUCAAAAUUUUCAAAUUUCCCACCGGUUACGUCCCAGUCGUCCCAACACUCACAGGGACCGGAACAUGGAACACGGAUGCCAGCAUCGGCCGGAGGAGAUGGCCGGGGACGCUGCAGAGGACACAUCGUGGGAGCGUAGGACAAGGUAAGUGCUGCAGGAAAUCCCUGAGCAAUGCUGCAAGGUAUUCCCGAGUGUAGCUCGGGGUUACCGCUUUUGGUACUGA